Molecule: messenger RNA, 1616 nt
Organism: Capsicum annuum
Lineage: Eukaryota; Viridiplantae; Streptophyta; Magnoliopsida; Solanales; Solanaceae
Exons: 2
Coding region: 227-973 (248 amino acids)
Molecular function (GO): protein binding
Source: RefSeq, a predicted model, not a curated record
GGACUACUUUUGUGGAAUUAAUUUCGGCCCAGUGACGCACUUUCCCCUUAAAAUUUUUGAUAAAAAAAAUCCCUUUUGCCUCCGCACUCGGUCGUUACCCCCUCAUUCUUCUCCAUAGUAGAGCAGACGAUAGUACCAUAAUUCCUCUGGCUUCCAAUCACUGUGACCCUUCCUCCUCCUCUACCACCACUUGUCGCCCACUUCAACUUAAGCAGGUCAGCAACUAAUGGCUAGGUUAAAAGAUCAACAAUCUGUACGUGUUCCAAAAACUAAGAAAGAUAGUCCGGGUGCCUCACAGGUUAACCACCUGGGUGAAGACAGUUGGAUAAUAGUCAAGAAGCAGAAAGUUACAAUUUUGAUCCCACCCUUACCUGCACCUAAGCAUUCCACAGUGCAUAAUGCUGGAGAAAGCCUGCUACAUGUACCAACAGUUAAACCUACUGAUACUCAACCACAUCAAGUUGAGAUGCAUACUGAAGCAUGUGUAGUUUGUGAAAGGGAGGUGCCCAAGUCUUUGGCACCUGAACUUGCUAUACCAAGAGUUGCCGAAGUAGCUCCACAAUUAAUUUCUCAGUUCCCAAGACCAUUAAGGCACAGUGAAAGGGAGCGUUUAGAAAGUCGACCAAUGCAUAGUUUCAGGACUAGUAGAACCACUGGUGUUUGCUCCACCUCUAAGAUUACCAAGCUAUCAAUUAUCUCUGCUGAUAGGGGUGCAAUGAUAAAUAAAAGAAUCAGAUCGAUAAAUCUUGUGCGCAAGCUAGAAAGUGCUGGAGGCUUGAGAAGUUGGCUGGUUUCAAGGGGCUUUGAUCAUUUUGUGAACAUCUUUCAAACCAAGAGCAUUACCAAGUAUCAGUUGGCCAAUCUGACCAUGGAAAAGCUCAAGGAGAUGGGUUCACAUGCUGUUGGUCCUCGGAGAAAACUGAUACAUGCUAUUGACUGCCUUUGCCAUCCAUACUGUUUUGACCAUCCGUGAUCUCACGAGACAAUAUGACCUUUGUCAGUGAGAUGCUACUACCGUAGAUUGCUCGGCUCAAAAAGUUAGUUACAAACUGAUCAGGCAUGUGCAACAAGAGUUGUCACUAUGCCUCGUAAAUUUUCAGAUAUUUGAUUUGGUGCCUGCCACUUGCCUGUAGAAGUAUAAUAGAAUGCAAUUGAACCACUUAAAGAACGUCAAUUUGCAUUUGAUGGUUAUUUUGGCGAAGCGGUCAAACUUUGGAUCAUGAAGUAUCUCCUUAAGGACUUCAUCUCAUCCUCAAAUUGCAUUUGGUAACUGUUUUACUUCAACAUUUUUUUUGACUACUUCAGCUUGUAGAUAUAAAGCAGAAAGAGAGCUGAAGUGUUGGCCCUCAACAUGGCAGGCCUGUGAAUCCUAAUCGGGCUUGCAAGGAUUAUCUGAGACAAGUGUAAAAUGAAAGAUGGUGAAAUGCUGUUUGAAUCUUCUGAAUGCUUCUAAAUGCUAGAAUUCCUCUUACAUCGAGGCUGUAAGUACCAUGGAGUACAAGUAUUCGACAAUUUAUUAUUCAAGAGUGUUUUAUUAUUUCAGUGGUCGCAAAAAAGUUGAACUAAAUUGUGUUCUCUAACUAAGAGUUGGUGAAGAUCUGAAGUUGGUUAUGAAA